CCUUCAUUAAUACUCUGUUCGCUUGUGAUACCCCUGCGAAUCGGUAUUUCCGAAUAUUCAUUCUUUUUGCAUUCUUUAAACAUAAACACCAGACAGUGUUUCGUCCGGCACUAUGCGUUCCUCAGCUCUUAUCCUUUACCUGCUCCCGCUCCUGGCCGAAGCGGCUCCGCACUCGCGAAAAGGUCAACAGCAACAAAAUGAUGCUAGUACGGGCUGUAUUGCCCAGCAACAGGAGAAGAAAAAGGACGGCGCCAAAGUCGGAAAGGCAAUUUACAUGAUCACCAACGACGCUCAGAACGCCGUAGUUGCAAUCCCCAUUGGAGCCGACGGCAAGCUAUCAGCCGGCAAGAUGGCGAAGACAGGCGGUGCAGGAUCCAUUGCCCUUGGUGCAGAUGGCAAGCCAGCGACGCCUGAUGCAUUGGUUGGCCAGUCUGCACUGACGGUCGUCGGCCAUAACCUUCUCGCUGUCAAUCCCGGCUCCAACACGCUUACCAUGAUGGCAAUUUCAGCCAACGACCCAACAUCACUGAAACGCGUGGGUAAGCCCGCUGCCAUUCCAGGCGAGUUUCCCAACACCGUUGCCGCAUCGGCAAAGAACAAACUGGCCUGUGUUGGCACGACCGGGGCCAAAGCUGGUAUCUCUUGCGCAAGUUUCUCACACCAAGGCCUCGGAGAAAUGGAUAAUCUUCGCGAGUUCGACAUUAAACAGACGACGCCGCCAGUCGGACCUACCAACACCGUGUCGCAAACUUUCUUCUCGGCAGACGAGUCGAAUCUGUUCACAACUGUCAAGGGUGACCCUGCUGUGAAUAACACUGGCUUCCUAUCUACCUUUCCCGUUCAGGCAGGAAAAGGAGGCGGCGCUGCUGUUUCGGCAAAGGGGACGCAGAGCUCGCCCAAUGGCACGGCCGUACUCUUUGGCUCAGCCAUUGUUCCCAACGACCCUUCGUCUCUCUUUGUCACCGAUGCGUCCUUUGGCGCGGCUGUCUUGUCCGUCAACAAAGAUGGCCAGGCAAGUGUCAAGGGCAAGGCUGCUAUCGAUGGCCAAAAGGCUACUUGCUGGGCUACCAUCUCGGAUGCGACAAAGAGCGCAUUUGUCACUGACGUCGCUGUCAACCACGUUGUCGAGAUGAGCAUAAAGGAUGCGAGCAUCAUCAAGACGCUUGACUUGUCUGCCAACGGCGACCCAGGCCUGAUUGAUCUCCGCGCUGCGGGUGACUUUGUCUAUGCGCUCAGCCCGGGUAAUGGCACAACCAAUGCGGCUGUUACUGUUCUCGACGUGUCUGGAGGACAGGGGUCGAUGAAGCAAGUGCAGCAUUUUGACCUGGGAAGUAUGGGCGUGGGCAAGACAGCUCAAGGCAUGGCCGUUCUGUUGUAAAAUAGGGUUAGGGGUGUUGCCAGUAUCAACGUCAGCGUAAUGGGUCAUGUUCGACCGUCCUUUUAUCUUGAGUAUCGUAUAUAGGGCCAUGGAAAUUAACUUUUAUGAUUUU
Molecule: messenger RNA, 1490 nt
Organism: Exserohilum turcica Et28A
Lineage: Eukaryota; Fungi; Ascomycota; Dothideomycetes; Pleosporales; Pleosporaceae
Exons: 2
Coding region: 113-1378 (421 amino acids)
Molecular function (GO): protein binding
Source: RefSeq, a predicted model, not a curated record